Messenger RNA from Neoarius graeffei (lesser salmon catfish), 1171 nucleotides. RefSeq names its product TM2 domain containing 1 (gene tm2d1). Bases 32 to 628 code for a protein of 198 amino acids. Lineage: Eukaryota; Metazoa; Chordata; Actinopteri; Siluriformes; Ariidae. The record is from RefSeq and is a predicted model, not a curated record. The transcript is spliced from 7 exons.
GUGACGGUCACGUGAUCGCGCCCUUUCCAUCAUGGCGUCUUAUCGGGUCGGUUUGUUUUGCUCUCGGCGAUUUAUACAGCGAGUGAUAGUGUUCUUUUCUUUUUGCUGGGCUUUAAUUCAGAGUUCUGGGAAUGAUAUUGAAAGCUGUGACAACCUCCGACUGGGACAGUAUAUCUGCAAUAGCCCAAAAAUACAUAAUGCAACUCAAGAACCUGAGAACUGCAAGGAUCGAGUGGCAUGGGUGGAAUGCCUUCCUGCACCAAACAUCAGCUGCCUACUUCCAAACGGGACCAGGUUCAAGUUCACCGGGAUGGAAGUUGGAUUUAAUAAAAGCAUCCCAUGUCGGAAUGUGACUGGCUAUUCCUAUAAAGUGGCUGUGGCUUUGUCCCUUUUCCUGGGAUGGCUGGGUGCAGAUCGCUUUUAUUUGGGGUAUCCAGCUCUUGGGCUGCUGAAGUUCUGCACAGUGGGUUUCUGUGGAAUUGGAAGUCUGGUGGACUUCAUACUGAUAUCCAUGCAGAUCGUAGGUCCAUCUGACGGUUCGGAUUACAUCGUAGACUACUACGGAGCGAGGCUCGUACGGCUCUCCAUAACAAACGAGACAUACAGGCGAACACAGAUCUCUCUCUGAGGAGGUGGACGGUGAGGACAGGACAAAAAUCUGACAUCCAAGAUUGUGUCGAAUAAAUCUCAGCCUUUUCUCUUUUCAAUUGGGAAGACACAUGGAUAUGGCAGACACUGCUUGUGCUCUCUCUGUGUGUGUGUGUGUAUGUGUGAGAGAAAGUGUUUGGACUGCUGAGGAUCGUAAAUAUGUUAAGCCUGUGUUCUCCAAAGUGGAUAAGCCCACCUGCAUUCCUGCAUCUCCUCUCACCCUCACCAUCCGUCCUUCUUUCAUCUGACUCUGAACAGCAGAAACGCAGUUCAUCCUUUAUACUGUUGUGCAAUGGAAAUCUCUCACCCAUAUGUAUUUGAUUAAAUAUCCACCUCAAGCUGCAGUGAUAGCGCACACGUGACAUGAUUCCAUACAAACUUCCUGGGAAACUGGAAGUUCAGUGCGUAGACUAUUUAUUGACAACAUAGUGAUGUCUGUUAUUUGAAAAGAGGAAAACUUUUAUUAUUAUUCCUUUAAAACCUUCUGUUUUGUCAUUGUUAUUUAAAUAAAGUUUUAUCUGUG